AUGCUAAAGCGCUCCGGCCGCCAGCCACAGGCGCCGGCGCAAGAGUCGCUCAUCGAUAAGAUCUACCAAUUCCGUGGCGCCUGUCUAAUGGUGGCACUCCCUCUGCUCCUCAUCACACUCAUACUUUACAUCAUACCUUCCACCUCUUCCAAUGAAUCCAUCGAGGAUUACGCCCUAACGCACCGUAAGAUUUCUCCUGAUCGUAAACUAUCCGAUUCGUUUGCUGUCAUUUUCGACGCUGGUAGCUCCGGUAGCCGCGUUCACGUCUUUCGCUUUGAUCGGAACCUUGAUCUUGUUCACAUUGGUAAUGAUCUCGAGGUUUUCUUGCAGAUAAAACCUGGUUUGAGUGCUUAUGCACAGGAUCCACGACAGGCAGCGGGAUCUCUUAUUUCUCUCUUGGAUAAAGCGGAAAGUGUCGUUCCUUUGGAGUAUCGCCCCAUGACACCCGUUCGAGUUGGGGCAACUGCAGGAUUGCGGGCUUUGGAAGGGGAUGCUUCUGAUAGGAUCUUGCAAGCGGUCCGAGAUUUGCUUAAGCAAAGAAGUACUCUAAAAUCAGAGCCUGGUGCAGUUGCUGUGCUAGAUGGAACCCAAGAAGGUGCUUUUCAAUGGGUGACUAUUAACUAUCUAUUGGGAAAGUUGGGAAGAGAUUAUUCAGACACUGUCGGGGUAGUUGAUCUUGGAGGCGGAUCUGUUCAAAUGGCAUACGCCAUCUCAGAGACAAAUGCUACCAAGGCUCCAAAAGUACCCGAUGGAGAAGACCCAUAUGUCAAGGAGAUGUUCCUGAGGGGAAGGAAAUAUUACCUCUAUGUUCACAGUUACUUACGCUAUGGUUUACUAGCAGCUCGGGCAGAGAUUUUAAAGAUUUCUGAUGAUUCUGGAAACCCUUGCAUUUUAACUGGCUAUGAUGGGUCGUACAAUUAUGGAGGAAAGUCAUUUAAGGCCUCAUCCUCCCCUUUUGGCUCAAGCUUGAAUGAAUGUAAAGACAUAGCUCUUAAGACUCUCAAGGUUAAUGAGUCAAUAUGUACACAUAUGAAGUGCACUUUUGGUGGGAUAUGGAAUGGUGGCGGCGGCGAUGGACAGAAGAACCUUUUUGUAGCUUCAUUUUUCUUCGACCGGGCCGCAGAGGCUGGUUUUGCUGAUAAAAAGUCACCUGUCGCAAAGGUUCUUCCAGUGGAUUUUGAGAAAGCAGCAAAGCUAGCUUGUCAAACAAAACUCGAGGAUGCCAAAUCCACUUAUCCAAAUGUCGAGGAAGGGAACCUUCCAUAUUUAUGCAUGGAUCUUGUAUACCAGUAUACACUGCUUGUUUUUGGAUUCGGCCUAGAUCCAUUGCAGCAGAUUACAUUAGUGAAGCAAGUUAAAUAUCACAAUUCUCUUGUUGAAGCUGCAUGGCCCCUAGGCAGUGCCAUAGAAGCGGUAUCAUCUGUACAAUGA
This is a messenger RNA of Lathyrus sativus (Indian pea), 1431 nucleotides long. Lineage: Eukaryota; Viridiplantae; Streptophyta; Magnoliopsida; Fabales; Fabaceae. The record is from the annotation of a GenBank genome assembly.